This is a messenger RNA of Oncorhynchus gorbuscha (pink salmon), 2205 nucleotides long. Its product is annotated as intraflagellar transport protein 56-like. Gene Ontology annotation, cellular component: intraciliary transport particle B; ciliary base; ciliary basal body. Gene Ontology annotation, biological process: intraciliary transport involved in cilium assembly; intraciliary anterograde transport. Lineage: Eukaryota; Metazoa; Chordata; Actinopteri; Salmoniformes; Salmonidae. Gene Ontology annotation, molecular function: protein binding; intraciliary transport particle B binding. Bases 471 to 2006 code for a protein of 511 amino acids. The transcript has 14 exons. The record is from RefSeq and is a predicted model, not a curated record.
UAUCUGUUGGUUCACUGUUAACUAGCCAGCCAGCUAUGCUAAUUCUAGCUAGAAAAAAAUCUAAUAGUGCUAACGUGUAGCUAAUUUACCACUAACGUUACCAAGUGUUUUUAUCUAGCUAUAAUCAAUUUCUCUGAACAGUGACAUUAUGCAAGGGUAACUGCUGUGCCGUCAUGGUAAAUCUUACAAGUUAGCCUACUAGUUGAGUAACAUACUAGUUUGUUAGCUAAAAGUCUUGCUGUGUAGUUAACGUUAGCUAGUUAGCUUUUUAGAUUAAUCAUUGUCGCUUGCCAGUUACCAGUCUAUUUCACCUAUCUGUGAUAUGUGACGAGGUUAAUUUGAAAGUAAUGGCAGGUAGCUAGUUUGACAGGAUAAGUGCUACACUACAUCUAUUAAAACAUGACCGUCUAUCUUACCAAAUGUGCAAAUAGUGUUUGAUUCCCGCUUUAGUAAACAAAUUGCCAGCUGUCAUGUCCACAAUAAGGAUUCUCUUCCUUGUCACCUCCAUCCAGAUUCUGUCUCGGGUGAAGCCAGCAGUAGGUGGAGAUUCUGCAGCUAGCGUCAGUGAGAAGAAGAAGAAAAACAAAGCCAAGAAGAGCCCUCGCCUGGAGGAAUACCUCAACCAGAGAGACUACCUUGGGGCACAAACUCUGUUAGAGUUUCAGCGAGAUGUUGGAGAAAAAGAGGAGCAUGCAGACCUUUGGAUUGGCUACUGUGCCUUUCACUUGGGUGAUUACAAGAGAGCAAUGGAGGAGUACAGGGCCUUGACACUCCGGUUAGAAGAACCAGGGGAGGUGUGGGUGUAUCUGGCCUGCACCCAGUUUUUCCUGGGACUCUACAGAGAGGCAGAGGAGGCUGCAAACAAGGCUCCAAAGUGUGCACUUCAGAAUCGCCUGCUCUUCCACCUGGCUCAUAAGUUCAACGAUGAGAAGAAGCUGAUGGGUUUCCACCAGAACCUGGAGGAUGUGACUGAGGACCAGCUGAGCCUGGCCUCCAUCCACUACAUGAGAUCACACUACCAGGAGGCCAUCGACAUCUACAAACGCAUCCUCCUACAGAAUAGAGAUUUCCUGGCUCUUAACGUGUACGUAGCGCUAUGCUACUACAAGUUGGACUACUAUGAUGUUUCCCAAGAGGUGUUGGCUGUGUAUCUGCAGAGUAUUCCUGAAUCCACCAUCGCUCUCAACCUCAAGGCCUGCAACCACUUCAGGCUGUACAAUGGCAAGGCAGCUGAGGCCGAGUUAAAGAACCUCAUAGACAUCUCCUCCUGCUCCUUUGAGUUUGCUAAGGAGCUUAUCCGGCAUAACCUGGUGGUGUUUCGUGGUGGGGAGGGGGCGUUGCAGGUUCUGCCCCCGUUGAUUGAUGUCAUCUCUGAGGCUCGGUUGAACCUGGUCAUCUACUACCUCCGACAAGAUGAUGUUCAAGAGGCUUACACCCUCAUAAAAGACUUGGAGCCAACCACACCACAGGAGUACAUUUUGAAAGGAGUGAUGAAUGCCGCUUUGGGUCAAGAAAUUGGAUCGAGGGAUCACCUGAAGAUCGCUCAACAGUUCUUCCAGCUGGUCGGAGGCUCAGCCAGCGAAUGCGACACGAUACCUGGAAGACAGUGUAUGGCUUCCUGUUUCUUCCUUCUGAGGCAGUUUGAAGAUGUUCUCAUCUACCUUAACUCAGUAAAGAGUUACUUACUACUGGGAGGGCAAGAGAGGGGCUUGUGUCGGAAUCUUCCAGCUCAUACUGGCAGGCAGAGAGUCGAAGGAAACCUUGAAGGAGGUGCUGCCCCUGUUGAGGAGCACACAGAACCCCCAGGUGGAGUACAUUAUCAGAGCUCUGAGGAAAUGGGCCAAAGACAACAGGGUUCCUCUGACAUAGCAAUGUCAUAUAACGUGCUUAACUCACAUAAUACACUUACUACAUGUUGUUAUUACAUUAUAUAUGUGGUUUACAUGUGCAUUUUUUAUCAGACUCUUUUACUAGUGAAAAAUCUACAAAAUAACCUGUUCUCAUGAGUCGUGCACAAUGUGUAUUGAUGCGCUUUAUCGUACGAGUCACAGUAUUUAUAUCAUGAAAUACAUGUUUUAUUUGCAAUGUAUAUAAUUCUGUACAAUCUUGCCAAUCAAUUGUAUUGAAAUGUGUAUUUUCUAUUACUCAAAUGAUGCUGAUACAAGUAUUAAACAGUGUUCUCUUUAUAAAGGGUUGUUGACCUUU